Messenger RNA from Dracunculus medinensis (Guinea worm), 2199 nucleotides. Lineage: Eukaryota; Metazoa; Nematoda; Chromadorea; Rhabditida; Dracunculidae. The record is from the annotation of a GenBank genome assembly.
GGUAAAGAAGAACCUGCAAGCAAUGAUGCCAAACAGUUAGAAAGUUUCGAUAGCGAUCCAUUUAAAGCUGUGUCACAAUCGGUGAAAAUGAAAAGGCGCGGCGAUUUGCCUCUUGUCUCGGUAUCUUUUGCGGAUGAACCUGCAUCAUCAACAGCUUUUAAUCGAGACGUAAUAGAGGAUAUCAAUUUUCCCGAUCUGAACUGUUUUUCUAGAAAAUAUGCAACUAUAAAAGCACCGUACUUGGAUGAAAAUGAAAGUCAACCAUCAAAAUCUACUCGAUCACAAAGUCCUUCAGACGACCUUCAAUCAGGUCUUUCUGAAAAUGAACGCAGAUUGACGACGUGUGCACAAAGACGUCAGAGUACUAUGCAGGUUGUACAAUCAUUAAGUGGCAGGAGAACAUCAACAACACUUGUUCCAUUAACCUCAGCUCAAAUCCAUCUAGUUCGAGCCCUUUGGCGCCAAGUGUACAUGACGAAAGGUCCAACAGUAAUCGGUUCAACUCUCUUCCACCGACUUUUUUUUAAAUCUCUCAGAACAAAAGAUUUGUUUCGUCGAUGUUCACUUCCACAGCAGUUCGCAAAUCAUGAUACUUUUUUCAAGGCUCAUGCGAAAGCUACUGGAGAGUUGAUAGAUCAGAUUGUCGAAAACUUAGAAAAUCUGGAAAAAAUAAGUGAUACUCUGGUAAAUAUUGGAUCGAUGCAUGCCCAGCUAAUUGGUGACGAAUUACCACGAAAAUUGUGGAAUAUGGUAGCGGAGACAUUCAUUGAUUGCACCUUGGAGUGGGGUGACAAAAGGUGCAGAAGCGAAACGGUGCGGAAAGCGUGGGCAUUGAUUAUUGCAUUCGUUAUUGAAAAGAUUAAAGAAGGUCAUACUCAAGCUUUAUCACACUUGAUUCACCGCUGUCAUACUGAUAUUAUCGAUAAUGGAAUAAUUGGUGAUCCUGAACUUGAAUGUGGGAUUGAUGGAAUUGCUAUUAAUAUGCGGACUCAAUAUCCCUUUUUUGGUCGACUUUUUGUUCAGGAUGAAGUCAAUAAUCCGAAUUGUCGAUCUAUUCAUAACGGAGAUUUUCAAGAUGGACAUCUAACAACGAAUUUGCAGUUCACUUUAAAGUUCGGUGAAUGCAAUAUGAGACGGCAAAGGAUUCUGAAUCCAAGAGGUAUCGCAUAUUCAUUUACUUUCGUCAUAUCAUUCCAUCAAAUUUUUAUAACAGCAAUUGAUAGAGCAUUUCAUAUUCGUUGUUUUUUUGCCGAAUCCAUUAGAGCGAUUCAGGCCAGUAUUGACGUGAAUAAAUUAAUUACUCAAAUAUUGGACCGGCAUUUUCCGCUGCCGCCAUGCUCUUACGAACUUCGUGAGGGUCAUGAUGGCCCUUUAGUUCGAUACGCUGAGGUUGGCGACCGCAUCACACAUGUCUGGCAUUGUGAACAAGUACAAAUUUUUAUAGUGAUGGGAUAUAUUUAUGGACUUUUGGUCCAUUCGUGUUAUGUUGACGAUGGGCAAGGAAAUCGAGCUGAAAUCGUCGAUGAUAAAGGAUGUGCAAAAGACCAAUUACUCUUAUCAAAUAUUGAAUAUGACGCUCAAGCUAUAACCGCAUAUGCUGAAACUUAUGUAUUCAAGUACGCAGAUCGAGUUCAAUUAUAUUUUACGUGUACUCUGCAACUAUGUCUUAAAACCGAUGGGGGAUGCGAUGAUUUCACGCCUCCAGAUUGCCGAAAUUCAAAAGGUCAUAUUUUUUCACGAAACAUGAAACAGCCAUCUACCGAAACAUAUGCCACUGCCGAGAAGCAUCAGGUGAGCAUUGGAAAAUUUAUCGAGAAUCCAAUGAAACAUUAUGAACGUUUGGAAAGACCUGCAGGAAAUUAUAAUGGGAUUCCCGAUCAAUACGUUCAGCCAAUAAAGCAUGAUCAACCGAAUCAUAAUGAGGAUGAAAAGACUUUUUUCGGACCAAUUAAUUCGAAGAGUAUUGUCAACAAGGAUAUUGCGAUGACGACAAAUUUGCCAUUUUUUAUUAAUGAUCAUCAACUUGAUAAAGACAGUGAUCUUAAAUUGAACGAAACUUUGGAUGAAAUCGUAAUUAAACAGUUGCGUCAAAUCCGGUCACCAACAAUACAAGAAAUUAAUCUAGCAACUGAUCUCACCGCUGAAAUCCUUGUCCUUCCUUUAACGAAACAUUCGAACGGCUCCUUUAAAAAAUGUUAG